Molecule: messenger RNA, 1565 nt
Organism: Salvelinus namaycush (lake trout)
Lineage: Eukaryota; Metazoa; Chordata; Actinopteri; Salmoniformes; Salmonidae
Product: trichohyalin-like
Exons: 2
Coding region: 89-1138 (349 amino acids)
Source: RefSeq, a predicted model, not a curated record
GACUCCCUAGUGCUCGUCUGAGGAUGAUGUGUCUCAGAGUGUGAGUGAGGUCACAAGUCAGGAGGGGAGUAGUGAAAGUGAGGAGAGCAUGAGUGGACAACAGCAGAGAUGUCUACACCGGGAACCUUAUGGUGAGAGGGACAGGAAGGAGAUUGAUAGUGGUAAAAUGGAAGGGAGAUAUGCAACCGCCAAUGCAAUGUCUGUGAUGGUGAGCCGAGGGAGAGAAGAACUUAAUGCCAUGAGCUAUGCAGACAGGAUCAAAUAUUUCAAGGACGAGGCUAAGAGAAAUGAAGAGAUGAUGAAGAUUGAAAGGAGGAAGGAAAAAGCCAGGGACGAAGAGCUCAAAAAGUGGGAAAAGAGACAGAAGAAAUUGAAGAAAUUGAAUGAGGAGGAAAGGAAAAGGACAGAAAAUAUGGAAAAAAACAAGUUAGAGGAGCAGAGGAAAAGGGAGAAGGCAGAGAUGAAACUAAAGAUCGAACAUGAGAAAAAGAGACAAGAGCAAGAGAAAAAAAGAGAGAAAAAAGAAAGAAAGAAGCAGGAGAUGCAACAGAAGGCCCGUGCAAAAGAAGAGAAAAAGAGGGCAGAGGAAGAGAAAAAGAUGGAGGAAAAGAGGGCAGAGAUGUUGAAAAAGAUUGAGAAACAGAGGAUGGAGGAGAAGAGGAACAGGGAAAAGGAGAGAAUGAAGGUGUUGGAGAUGCAGCAAAAGGCACGAGAGAAAGAAGAGAAGAGGAGGAAAGAGGAACAGAAAAGGAGAUUGAAGAUACAGCAGGAACAAGAGAAGGAGGAACAGAAAAGGCAGACAAGGAUACGGGACGAGGAUAAGAAGAGAGCAGAGCUUCAAAGAAUAAAAGAUCACGAGGCCAGGUUCAAGAUGGAGAUGGAGAAACUGUAUGAGAGAGAAGAGAGGAAUGCACAGAUUGAAAGAGAAAAGAGGCGUGCGCUGUGUCAGAAAAAAGGGCAGACACAGAGAGCAAAACAGGUGGUGGCAUACGAGGUCACAGCGUCUACAUCUGACGCCUCUGUGCGGAGGGAAGAGAGGGAGCAGCGUCCAGAGACCGCUCCCGCACAGUCUGCGAAGAGGAGAACAAGGAAGAAGCAGAAGAAAGCGGCGGACGAGGCAUUGACAACUUUUGAGUAGAUGACAAAAGAAAAUACUAACAAAAAAAAUGAGAAAAUAAGCAAAAGGAGGAAAAUAUUAUAAGGAAGCCAGACAUGAGGGUGAAGAGGAGGAAACAUGAGAGAGGAGGAAGGGAGACCAGAGUGGUUUAUCAGGAGGUCAGUAGAAGAUACAGAAUUCAAGUUCUGAUGGACAGAAUCAGGAAGGACCAUGGGAUAAAAGCCUGUUCAAGUCUGAGAUAGAUGAAAGAGCAGCCAAAGAACAGAUCUGUUGAAGCAUCAAUAGGAAAGGAUGUAAGGGAGGGAGGCAGGAAGAGGAAAACACAGAAGAGCAGAUGAGGUAAGUGCUUGGGCUUGUGAUGAGAGGAUAGGGGCUCCAGAACUGGGGUUCAUGAUUGAAAAUUCUCAGACAAAUGUAUUACUGUGAAUCCCAUUCGUUCAAUGACUGU